Molecule: messenger RNA, 3108 nt
Organism: Zygotorulaspora mrakii
Lineage: Eukaryota; Fungi; Ascomycota; Saccharomycetes; Saccharomycetales; Saccharomycetaceae
Gene: MET10
Product: sulfite reductase subunit alpha
Exons: 1
Coding region: 1-3108 (1035 amino acids)
Cellular component (GO): cytosol
Molecular function (GO): sulfite reductase (NADPH) activity; FMN binding; flavin adenine dinucleotide binding
Source: RefSeq, a predicted model, not a curated record
AUGUCAAUGUAUUCAACCAAUCCGUUUGGUGUUCCAUCGGAUCCAAAGAAAUUGCCUUCUUAUGCAACUCCGGUAUCAUCGAUUUCUUCAGUUUUAUACAACAACUUGAAGACAAUCUUCACAUAUAAAACUUUUUCUGAGCCAGAUUUAUUGGACUCAUGCUUGAAACAAUGGUCGUCCAGAGGUGUUAACAGUGUUUUUUUUCGCGAAUUGGAUGUUAGGACUGGAGCAGGAUUAGCACCAUUGGGUUUUAGUCAUGGGUCAUCUGCUGUUACUGGUAUUGUCGCUCCUGGGUACGCACUACCAUAUUUUGUGAAUUCUUUCCAUGAGACUACUUCUCCUAAAGAUAAAUUUGUGUUUAGCGUUUCUUCUUUGAACUAUGACGAGGAAUCUGGUGCGAUUGUCAGCGACUACGUGACACCAUUGCAGGCAGCUUCGCGUCUAAACUUUACUGUAGUUACUCCUGUUUCUGCAAGUGAAGUUCAGGCUGUGACACUUUUAUCUCUAGCCAUUGCUAGAUUCAGCCGCAGCAAGGCUGCCGUGAAUCUGUAUGAGGGCAGUUAUGCAAAAUCUGUUGCUGAAAUCAGGGAAAAAAUUUCACAAGAUGGAUUAUUUGACAAGUUGGAGAAAGCACUUCCUUUAACAGCAUCUUUUGAAGAUGUAUUGGACAAAUUCAACGAAUUUACAAAUUUGAAGCUACAUAACUUCCAGUAUACAGGUGCUAGCGACGCAGAAACUGUAUUUGUAACUUACGGUUCACUAGAAUCCCAGCUAUUCCAUGACGCUUUGGUAGGUAAUGACUCUAAAUCUGCAUUGAUAGCUGUUCGUGUUCCAUUGCCUUUUGAUCUGGAAAGGUUUGUUGCCCAAAUUCCUUCCACUGCUAGAAAAAUUGUAGUCAUUGGCCAAUCUUUGGAUGGAAAUUCAGCAACAUAUUUAAGGAGUCAAGUUUCAGCCGCUUUGUUCUAUCAUCGUCGCAGAAAUGUUUCUGUCUCUGAGUAUAUUUACCAGACAAAUUUUGUUUGGUCUCCAACUGCAGUUGAACAAGUUAUUUCCACCUUCAUUCCUGAAUUUGUUUCCUCUACCAUUAAUGCCACUUCAAAGGGCUUCACUUUUUGGGCUUCAGAUAAGAGCUCUGUUGUCGAUUUAUCUUCAAGGUUAGUACAUGCACUAUCUUUGGUUGAUGGUCAAACCAUUACUUUAAGAUCUAUAUUUGACAAUAUCGCUAAUGCGGGAACUUUUCAAUCUCAAUUUACCACAGGACCUGUAUCAGAAAACCUUACCAUAUCUAACAUUGACAAUGCUGAUGUUGCAUUCGUAGAAAAUGUCGCUUUGUUGGAUACUUUAGAUGUCACCGCCACUGUCAAAAAUAAUGGUACUAUUCUUGUUAUUUCAAGAAAAUCUUUGAAGGAACUUGACCAAUUGAAGGGUGAGACAUACGUGAAAGAUCUUGGAAUUAAUGAGAAAUUUUUUGUUUCUGCUGCUGAAAAAAAUAUAAAAGUGGUUAUUAUUGAUGCGCACAGCAUCGGCGACAAAGAGGAAACGAAGGGUCACACACUAUCUUUUGUCUCUCAAGCAGUUUUUUGGAAGUACGCAUUUGGUUAUGAUGUGGCAGAAAGUGUUCGUCGUAUUUGGAGUUCUGCUGGCCCUGAUAUCGAAUUAUUAGCUGCAGUUUUGUCUGAUAUUAUAACCACCGCUUUUGAAGAUGGUGUCAAAGAGGUUCCAAGCGGUGCUUUAAAGAGCAUUGUGGAGGAUUUCUCCAAGAAGGAAUCAACUGAUACUGAGUGUCUACCCAUCUACGUCACCGAAACAUCUUUCACCCCAAACCAAAGCAAAAUUGAGGAGAUCGCAGAAGUUGAGACCGGGAAAAUCUCUGAUGUUACAAGAAAGCUUGUAUUUAAAGAAGCAUAUGGAGUUGAAAACGUCUUGAGACCAGAUCUGCCUGUUAAAAAUUUUGUAGUCAAGGUAAAGGAGAACAGACGUGUUACUCCAUCUGAUUAUGACAGAUACAUCUUCCAUAUUGAAUUUGAUAUUAGCGGUGCCGGUUUGAAGUACGGUAUUGGUGAGGCUCUUGGUGUUCAUGCAAGGAACAAUGUAGAUAUGGUGACAGAAUUUUUACGUUCAUACGGCCUGGAUGAAAAUCAAACUGUACUUGUGCCUAACAAGGAUGAUUCCAAUUUACUGGAGUCGAGAACUGUGCUUCAGGCCUUUACAGAUAACCUGGACAUCUUUGGUAAACCACCUAAGAAAUUUUACGAAUCAUUAGUGGAGUUUGCAACUAACGAAGAUGAGAAGUUAGCAUUGGAAAACUUGAUCUCACCAGCCGGUUCGGUAGACCUCAAAAGAUAUCAAGAUGUUGAGUAUUACACUUAUGCUGACAUAUUUGAGAAAUUUCCUUCCGCAAGACCAAGUGUUGAACAUCUUGUCAGUAUGAUAGCGCCAUUGAAAAGGAGAGAAUAUUCUAUAGCAUCUUCUCAAAAGGUUCAUGAAAAUGAGGUUCACUUGCUAAUUGUUGUUGUUGACUGGGUUGAUGCGAAGGGCAGAAAAAGAUUUGGCCAAGCUUCCAAAUUCUUAUCUGAGUUGCAGGUAGGAUCUGAGGUUGUUGUUAGUGUCAAACCUUCUGUUAUGAAACUUCCACCUAAUCCAAAGCAGCCGGUUAUUAUGAGUGGCCUUGGUACUGGUUUGGCACCCUUCAAAGCUAUCGUUGAGGAAAAAAUGUGGCAAAAAGAACAAGGACAUGAAAUUGGUGAGGUUUAUCUUUUCUUGGGUUCAAGACACAAGAGAGAGGAGUAUUUGUAUGGUGAACUAUGGGAAGCCUAUAAGGAUGCAGGUAUUAUUACUCACAUUGGUGCAGCAUUCUCCAGAGAUCAACCUGAAAAGAUAUAUAUUCAGGACCGUAUUAAGGAAGCUUUGGUUCAAUUGAAACCUGCGAUGAUCGAUAAGGUUGGCUCUUUCUAUUUGUGUGGACCAACUUGGCCUGUUCCUGAUAUUACUCAUGCCCUUCAAGAAAUUAUUUCGGCUGACGCAGCAGAGAAAGGUGUUAAGGUUGACUUAAAUGCAGCUAUCGAAGAUUUGAAAGAAGCUUCCAGAUAUAUUCUGGAAGUUUAUUAG